AUGGAUUUACUGGAAAUGUUUAGUCUUUCGCAACACGUUUCCGGCCCGACCCAUUUAUUGGGUCAUACCUUGGAUCUAAUUAUUACUCGUUUGCCGGAUGAUGUUGUUCUUGCUUCUCCUAAAGCUACUUUUCCCAUCUCUGAUCAUUUUAUUAUUCAGUGUCCUAUUGGCUUCCCGUGACCAGCUUUAUCAUGCAAAGAACUGACUUUUCGUAAACUCAAAAAUAUUGAUAUUUUCAAAUUCUCAGCUGAUAUUGCCUCUUCUAUGCUUUGUACAAGCGUACACUGGGACAACAUUGAUGCACUCUCCGACUGCUUUAACAUGACACUCACUGACAUUUUGGACAAGCAUGCUCCGCUUAAAACAAGGAUUAUGAUAAAUCGUCCAAAGAUCCCGUGGUUUAAUGCUGAUAUUAAACAACUCAAGCAUAAACGUCGUCGCCUUGAAAAGAAAGCCUUGAAAACUGACCUCCCUGGUGACUGGAAUAAUUACCAUAAAGUUCGUAAUCAGUACUCUGCACUUCUUUAUAUUCAAACCUAAUUGAUCAGUGUGCGGGUGACUCUCGCAAGCUAUUUCGUGUGGUUAAUUCUUUGUCCAGGGAACCACUUGAGAUGGCUCUUCCAGAGCACAAUGAUCCCACUAAGCUAGCAAACGAAUUUGGCACCUUCUUCCUCCAAAAAAUUGAAAUCAUAAAGGAAAAUCUUGACAAGUUUCAAGUUCAAGAGCCUCGACUUGCUCCUGUUACUACAAAGGAGAAUCUGGAGAAUUUUCCUUCGCUGUCCAAAGGAGAAGGGUGUUAG
Messenger RNA from Porites evermanni, 800 nucleotides. The record is from the annotation of a GenBank genome assembly. Lineage: Eukaryota; Metazoa; Cnidaria; Anthozoa; Scleractinia; Poritidae.